GCCUUGGGGCUUAAAGACGGUCUGUUACGGCAGGCCUUGGGGCUUAUAGACGGUCUGUUACGGCAGGCCUUGGGGCUUAUAGACGGUCUGUUACGGCAGGCCUUGGGGCUUAUAGACGGUCUGUUACGACAGGCCUUGGGGCUUAUAGACGGUCUGUUACGGCAGGCCUUGGGGCUUAUAGACGGUCUGUUACGGCAGGCCUUGGGGCUUAUAGACGGUCUGUUACGGCAGGCCUUGGGGCUUAUAGACGGUCCGUUACGGCAGGCCUUGGGGCUUAUAGACGGUCCGUUACGGCAGGCCUUGGGGCUUAUAGACGGUCUGUUACGGCAGGCCUUGGGGCUUAUAGACGGUCUGUUACGGCAGGCCUUGGGGCUUAUAGACGGUCUGUUACGGCAGGCCUUGGGGCUUAUAGACGGUCUGUUACGGCAGGUCUUGGGGCUUAUAGACGGUCCGUUACGGCAGGCCUUGGGGCUUAUAGACGGUCUGUUACGACAGGCCUUGGGGCUUAAAGACGGUCUGUUACGGCAGGCCUUGGGGCUUAUAGACGGUCUGUUACGGCAGGCCUUGGGGCUUAUAGACGGUCUGUUACGGCAGGCCUUGGGGCUUAAAGACGGUCUGUUACGGCAGGCCUUGGGGCUUAAAGACGGUCUGUUACGGCAGGCCUUGGGGCUUAUAGACGGUCUGUUACGGCAGGCCUUGGGGCUUAUAGACGGUCUGUUACGGCAGGCCUUGGGGCUUAUAGACGGUCUGUUACGACAGGCCUUGGGGCUUAUAGACGGUCUGUUACGGCAGGCCUUGGGGCUUAUAGACGGUCUGUUACGGCAGGCCUUGGGGCUUAUAGACGGUCUGUUACGGCAGGGCUUGGGGCUUAUAGACGGUCCGUUACGGCAGGCCUUGGGGCUUAUAGACGGUCCGUUACGGCAGGCCUUGGGGCUUAUAGACGGUCUGUUACGGCAGGCCUUGGGGCUUAUAGACGGUCUGUUACGGCAGGCCUUGGGGCUUAUAGACGGUCCGUUACGGCAGGCCUUGGGGCUUAUAGACGGUCUGUUACGGCAGGUCUUGGGGCUUAUAGACGGUCCGUUACGGCAGGCCUUGGGGCUUAUAGACGGUCCGUUACGACAGGCCUUGGGGCUUAAAGACGGUCUGUUACGGCAGGCCUUGGGGCUUAUAGACGGUCUGUUACGGCAGGCCUUGGGGCUUAUAGACGGUCUGUUACGGCAGGUCUUGGGGCUUAUAGACGGUCUGUUACGGCAGGCCUUGGGGCUUAAAGGCGGUCCGUUACGGCAGGCCUUGGGGCUAAUAGACGGUCUGUUACAGCAGGCCUUGGGGCUUAUAGACGGUCUGUUACGGCAGGCCUUGGGGCUUAUAGACGGUCUGUUACGGCAGGCCUUGGGGCUUAUAGACGGUCUGUUACGGCAGGCCUUGGGGCUUAAAGACGGUCUGUUACAGCAGGCCUUGGGGCUUAAAGACGGUCUGUUACGGCAGGCCUUGGGGCUUAAAGACGGUCUGUUACAGCAGGCCUUGGGGCUUAAAGACGGUCUGUUACGGCAGGCAUUGGGGCUUAAAGACGGUCUGUUACGGCAGGCCUUGGGGAUAAUAGACGGUCUGUUACGGCAGGCCUUGGGGCUUAAAGACAGUCUGUUACAGCAGGCCUUGGGGCUUAUAGACGGUCUGUUACGGCAGGCCUUGGGGCUUAAAGACGGUCUGUUACGGCAGGCCUUGGGGCUUAUAGACGGUCUGUUACAGCAGGCCUUGGGGCUUAUAGAGGGUCUGUUACGGCAGGCCUUGGGGCUUAUAGACGGUCUGUUACGGCAGGCCUUGGGGCUUAAAGACGGUCUGUUACGGCAGGCCUUGGGGCUUAAAGACAGUCUGUUACAGCAGGCCUUGGGGCUUAUAGACGGUCUGUUACAGCAGGCCUUGGGGCUUAAAGACAGUCUGUUACAGCAGGCCUUGGGGCUUAUAGACGGUCUGUUACGGCAGGCCUUGGGGCUUAAAGACGGUCUGUUACGGCAGGCCUUGGGGCUUAAAGACAGUCUGUUACAGCAGGCCUUGGGGCUUAUAGACGGUCUGUUACAGCAGGCCUUGGGGCUUAAAGACAGUCUGUUACAGCAGGCCUUGGGGCUUAUAGACGGUCUGUUACAGCAGGCCUUGGGGCUUAAAGACAGUCUGUUACGGCAGGCCUUGGGGCUUAUAGACGGUCUGUUACGGCAGGCCUUGGGGCUUAUAGACGGUCUGUUACGACAGGCCUUGGGGCUUAUAGACGGUCUGUUACGACAGGCCUUGGGGCUUAAAGACGGUCUGUUACGGCAGGCCUUGGGGCUUAUAGACGGUCUGUUACGGCAGGCCUUGGGGCUUAUAGACGGUCCGUUACGGCAGGCCUUGGGGCUUAAAGACGGUCCGUUACGGCAGGCCUUGGGGCUUAUAGACGGUCUGUUACAGCAGGCCUUGGGGCUUAUAGACGGUCUGUUACGGCAGGCCUUGGGGCUUAUAGACGGUCUGUUACGGCAGGUCUUGGGGCUUAUAGACGGUCCGUUACGGCAGGCCUUGGGGCUUAAAGACAGUCUGUUACAGCAGGCCUUGGGGCUUAUAGACGGUCUGUUACGGCAGGCCUUGACUUCAUCUGGGCCCUAA
Salmo salar (Atlantic salmon) is the source of this 2631-nucleotide messenger RNA. The record is from RefSeq and is a predicted model, not a curated record. Lineage: Eukaryota; Metazoa; Chordata; Actinopteri; Salmoniformes; Salmonidae.